Molecule: messenger RNA, 6579 nt
Organism: Diceros bicornis minor
Lineage: Eukaryota; Metazoa; Chordata; Mammalia; Perissodactyla; Rhinocerotidae
Gene: ZNF112
Product: zinc finger protein 112
Exons: 5
Coding region: 1003-3741 (912 amino acids)
Biological process (GO): regulation of transcription by RNA polymerase II
Cellular component (GO): nucleus
Molecular function (GO): DNA-binding transcription factor activity, RNA polymerase II-specific; RNA polymerase II cis-regulatory region sequence-specific DNA binding
Source: RefSeq, a predicted model, not a curated record
GCCCAUGUGGGCAGGGACUUGGGAAGGGACGGGCGUCCUACUGGAGUGGCAGAAAUCCUCUCUACGGUGGUCCUAAAAGGCUCUGUCUUACUCAUAGCCCACAAGUAGCCCUUUUUUGAGUUCUUUCUCUUCCACAGAUGACCUUGAAGUUGCUUGAGAACAGUAAAUAACCUUGAAGAAGAACCCAAGAAAUUAACUCCCUGGUCUCCAAAUCCUCCCAAGGGUCAAGCCCUGAGCCAAUGCUUUACACAAAUAUGAGAAAUAUAGUAGCAUCACAGGCUUCAUUCCUCUUUCAUUAUAUCCAGGUGGGAAGAGGGAGGUACUUUUUGAACCUCCUCUGGCUUCAGGAAGAAUAUUCACCAGCCAUUAAACUUUUCAGAGGGUGGUCUCAAUGUCUAAGCAAAUGUUGAUCCCGGAGCAACAAAUGAUUAAGUAAGAAGCCGUGAUCCCCGCCAUGCAGAUGUCUUAACAAGACACGUUUGCAAGGACAGUUUUAUGGUGCAGAACAGUACUUGCUUCUUUGCAGCUGCAAGAUAAUAGAAAAUGUUGGUAUGGUUACAGCAGUUUUCCACUACUCACACAUAUAAUCUUAACAACAAUCUUCUAAUGUUGGUGCUAUUACAAUCUUAAUGUUGCAGAUUACAGAAAUGAAGCAUAGAGAGGUUAAUGAAUUUAACCAUGGUUGAAUAUAUAUAGCAAAUAUAUAGCCCUGUCAAUAUAUAGCCAAUAUAUAGCAAUGCCAGGUUUUGAAAACAAAUUCUGUCCCCAGCGUCCACUUUUAACCAGUACUCUCCACUGCCUCUCCUUUCCCACAUUACCCAGGAUCUGAACGAGUCCCUUGGGAGCAGAGAGGUGUGAGGACUGCUGGGUACAGCUGUGCAGGCUGUCCCUCCCUCCUAUGCCUGUGGGCAUCCUGCCAGGCUAGCCCAGUGGCAGCUGGAACCCAGCCCACACUCGGCCUGCUGAGGUGUCUCUGCCUUUCCUUAGGAAAAGGAGGAGAAAAUGAUCAAGUUCCAGAAGCUGGUGACCUUCGAGGACGUGGCUGUGGUCUUCACGGAGGAGGAGCUGGGACUGCUGGACUCCGCCCAGAGGCAGCUGUACCGAGAUGUGAUGCUGGAGAACUUCAGGAACCUGCUCUCUGUGGGGAAUCAGCUCUCGAAGCCAGAGCUCAUAUUCCAGUUGGAGAGAGAGGAGAAGCUUUUGAUGAUGGAGAUGGAAACCCAGAGAGAUGGGUGUUCAGGAACCAAGAAUCAACAUAAUAUGGAGAGUGUUCAAGAAGUGGGGUUAAGCUGCCUUUCCCCCAGAGAGCUUUCCUCCUGGCAGACCCAGCAACAAGAUGCAGGCACGUUAACCAGAUGUCGAGAUUGCGUGAAAAAUUGGCAAGGGAAUAUUUCUCAGUUGCCAACACGAGGUGAUUCCCCCUGCCAGGUUUGGGCGGGAAUACCAAUUCAGAUUUCUGAAGAUGAGAACUAUAUAUUGAGUCAUAUAGAGGAUAGUUCCAAUUACAUAAAAAAUCAAGAAUUUCCAUCUUGGAGAGCCCAGCAUUCUUGGAGGAAGAUGUAUCUGACAGAGUCAUGUAAUUAUCAGUGUGGAUGUCGGCAAGUUUCCAUGAAAAAUGAUUUCUGUAAGUGUGACAGUGUCAGUUGGAUCUCACAUCACAAUGAUAGUCUGGGAGCACACAGAACAGAGAAAAACUCCAGCUGCCAUGACUGUGGAGAAGACAUCAUGAAGGUUUCAUUGCUUAGUCAAGACUUAAUUCAAACAGGGCAAAAGCCCUAUCCCUGUAUUGAGUACAGAAAAGCCUUCAGUGAUGACUCCAGCUCUGAAGUUCAUCAGCAGUUACAGUUGGGAGGGAAGCCCCAUAUAUACAGUCCAUGUGGAAAGGGCUGUAGUUAUGAUUCAGUUCUCCAUAUUCAUCAAAGUGUUCAUCGAGGAAAUGAUUGUGUUUCUGAGAGUUCACCUCUCCAAUCCCAUCAGAGAGUUCAUGCAGAGGAGAAGCCAUGUAAAUGUGAAUAUGGUGAGAACUUCAAUCAGUGCUCUUCUCUCAACACUUAUGAACUUCUUCACAUAGGAGAGACAUCCUAUAGAUGCAACAUUUAUGAGAAAUCUUUCAGUCGUAGCUUAGACAUUAAUGGUAUUUUUAGGGUCCAUACUGGGGGGGAACCCCAUGAAUAUGAGGAGAAUGGGAAUGUCUUUAAUCAGAGUUCUUGUCUUCAAGUCCAGCAGAAAAUGCACACUGAAGAGAAACUGUACACAGAUAUGGAGUGUGAGAAAGGUUUCAUUUGUAGCUCAAAUCUUAACAUUCAGCAUAGAGUUCAAAUGGAAGAGAUUCCCUAUAAUUCUGAGGAGUGUGGUAAUGGCUUCAGUCUGGCCUCACAUUUUCAGGACCUUCAGGUAGUCCACACUAGGGAACAACCAUAUAAACAUUAUUCAUGUGUUAACAAAUUCAGCCAACAUUCAUAUCUUCAAGGCCAUCAGAAAAUUCGCAUUGGAGAGAAACCUUAUAAGGAGUGUAGGAACGGCUUCAAUUGGAGUUCAAAACUUAAAGAUCAUCAGAGAGUCCACACUGGAGAGAAGCCAUACAAAUGCAAUGCAUGUGGUAAAGGCUUCAGUCACAGAUCAGUUCUUAAUGUUCAUCAGAGAGUCCACACAGGAGAGAAACCUUAUAAAUGUGAAGAGUGUGAUAAAGGAUUCAGUCGGAGUUCAUACCUUCACGCCCAUCAGAGGGUCCACACGGGAGAAAAACCAUACAAAUGUGAGGAGUGUGGGAAGGGAUUCAGUCGCAAUUCAUACCUUCAAGGCCAUCAGAGAGUUCACACUGGAGAGAAACCAUACAAGUGUGAGGAAUGUGGGAGGGGCUUCAGUCGAAAUUCACACCUCCAAGGCCAUCAGAGAGUCCACACUGGAGAAAAACCAUUCAAAUGUGAGGAGUGUGGGAAGGGAUUCAGUUGGAGCUUUAAUCUUCAAAUUCACCAGAGGGUUCACACAGGAGAGAAACCCUAUAAAUGUGGAGAAUGUGGUAAGGGCUUCAGCAAGGCCUCAACUCUUCUGGCCCAUCAGAGAGUCCACACGGGUGAGAAGCCUUACCAAUGUGAUGAGUGUGGUAAGAGCUUCAGUCAGAGAUCAUACCUUCAAAGCCAUCAGAGUGUCCACACUGGAGAGAGACCAUAUAUAUGUGAGGUAUGUGGGAAGGGCUUCAGUCAGAGAGCAUAUCUUCAAGGUCAUCAGAGAGUCCACACUAGAGUGAAGCCAUAUAAAUGUGAGAUGUGUGGGAAGGGCUUUAGCCAGAGUUCACGCCUUGAAGCACAUCGGAGGGUCCACACGGGAGGGAAGCCAUACAAAUGUGAGGUGUGCACAAAGGGCUUCAGUGAGAGUUCACGCCUUCAAGCACACCAGAGGGUCCACACAGAAGGGAGGCCUUAUAAAUGUGAACAGUGUGGUAAGGGUUUCAGUGGGUUUUCAAGUCUUCAAGCCCAUCACAGAGUCCACACUGGAGAAAAACCAUACAAAUGUGAGGUGUGUGGAAAGGGCUUCAGUCAGAGAUCAAACCUUCAGGCUCAUCAGCGAGUCCACACGGGAGAGAAACCAUACAAAUGUGAUGCAUGUGGUAAGGGUUUCCGUUGGAGCUCAGGUCUUUUAAUUCAUCAAAGAGUCCAUAGUGAUGAUAAAUUCUAUAAAAGUGAAGAGUAUGGUAAGGAUUAUCCUUCAGCAGAGAAUCCGUACAGAAAUGAAGUUCUGUAAAAUGGUGUUCUAUUUUGUUUUGAAGUCCUCAAAUGGGAGCUAAAAUUUUCCAUUCACUAGAGUUCUUAUAGUAGAAAAAAAAUUUCUUUAAUGAAAAUGGAAUGUUUCUGCCCAACCUCAGCAUUCACAAUAGCCAGGAGACCACACACUGAAGACAUCUAAUGAGAGGGCUUCCAUAAGGGAUUUUGUCAGAACUUUAACCUCAUUCAUUGCACAUGACUUUAGCUAGUCGUUGCACUAGGGCUUAUAAAAGAUAAGAGUAUGGUCAGGAACUUAACUAAAGUACAGUGAUGAGCAUGUCUAAAUCCACGUCCACUAGAAUGUAAGCUGAAUGAGAGAAGGGGCUUCAUUCACUGCUAAGUCUACAAAACCAUGGCAUUGCAUAACUCAGUAUAGGUGCUCAGUACUUUUGCUAAAUGACUAAAAGCAUGUCCAGGUAUCAUGCUUGAAAAUUUUAAGCAGCUCAUUUCCCCCCCAAAAAAAAUUCAUUUAAAAAUGUGUUUGGAGGAGGAAUCCUGCAAGUAGCCUUAAUGUAAACACUUCAAGUAGAUAAAUAUUUAAAAUGUAGAGCAUCAAGCAAUAUUGCAAUCAGAAAUUACAUGAAUUUGGUUGUAACCCUGUUGGGAUUGGUUCCCAUCCUUCGUCCCUUAAGCAGGGAUGAGCUGAAUUUAUUGCCAUUUGGUCUCUUUCUAUACAGUACAUCAUCAGUUUAAGUUUAGCUGUGUGUGUGUGUGUGUACAUGUAUGUGCACUUUACAUGACGGUACAAACUGAUAAACAAUGUUUCUGGUUAACUCUACAAAAAUGGAACACUGCAUUUUACAUAAUUGAAUUGUUACUCCUGCCCUGUGUGUUAAUGCGGAGUUUUACUGUAAUAUUUAGAAAGUGUCAGAAGUGGUUACUAAUGAAAAAUACUUUCUAAAUAAAUGUUAAAAUUACAAUGCUUGGUUUUUUAGUCUCCAUAUUUCCAUCAAAGUCCUUUUGAUCUGACUGAUUUCUAAGAGUUAUAGCCUCUGUCCAAUUCAGACCUCCUUAGGCAGGAUCUGUGACGAGUUUAGAGGACUUUAAUUUUGUCAACUUCUCCACCCCCAUACUUAUUCCAUUCACACAAAGAAAGGAAAAAUCUUGAAUUUUUCUAAGCAUUGUAUCAAAUGUAUUGGUUAUUAGGAUAGGAUUUCCUUUUACUUGGUAGUCUCUGUCUUCAAGAACAAUGCAUUUUGUUGAUGGGAGUGAAAAAUACAAGCUUGUUAGAGAAGAAUCAUAUGAUAUAUAUCAAAAUGCAAAAUGUGCAUACCCCUCCAGAAAUCAUAGAAUAGUGAUUUAUAAUAAAGCAGUUUUAACAGUGAGAAAUGAUGUGUACGAUGAGGUAUUCCAGUAUCUGUAAACUGGAAAUAAAUAGGAGUUUGCAUAAAUUUCUCUGUGUUUCCAUAAUAUGGAGCUACAGAAAGUAUGGAAUUGAUCUAAAAUGGUGGGAAAGGAUUAUGCAUAUUGCUUAGCAAAAAUGUGGACUGUACCUUCAUAGUAUCCAGUUAAUCUGUCUGUAUACAUAUAUGUUCAAAUACAUAACUUAAUAGAUAAUGUGUGAAAGAUUACUCACUAUCAUGUACACAGUGGUUUUCUCUGGCAAGCAAAAUUUUGGCUUAGUCUUUUUUCUUUUUUGUACUUAAUUUUAAAAAUGUACAAUUAACAUUUAUCAAUUUUACCAAAGUAAUAAACUACUGAGAUAUUAUCUUUUAGAGUUAAAAACUCAUAAUAUGAUUGCUCCAUUUCAUUAGAUGGAAUUAUAGCCAAAAUUAAAGAAUAAAACCCCUGAAGUUAAUUUUCAAAAUUCUCUAGAUUUUUAAGGAUACAGAUCAGCUACUUUAUCUUUCUGUGAAAUUUCUUUAGGUCUCGCUGCCCAUACAGCCUAGAAUGUCCUAGUGCAAUUUAGUAUUAUUAUAAAUUGAUGCAUCACAGUUUUUCUGUCCGACUUGCCCCUGUUGGCUGGAUGGGGUGACUAAGGCACUGGCUUAACCUGGCUUCCAAGGUGUUAGUUCAAGUUGCACAGUAUUAUCAGAAAUCCAGGGCUUCAAAUGCAUUUCUUUCUUUCUUUUUUUUUUUUGGUGAGGAAGAUCAGCCCUGAGCUAACAUCCAUGCUAAUCCUCCUCUCUUUGCCGAGGAAGACUGGCUCUGAGCUAACAUCUAUUGCCAAUCCUCCUCCUCCUUUUUUUUCCCCCAAAGCCCCAGUAGAUAGUUGUGUGUCAUAGUUGCACAUCCUUCUAGUUGCUGUAUGUGGGACGCGGCCUUAGCAUGGCCGGAGAGGCCGUGCGUCGGUGGGCGUCCGGGAUCUGAACCCGGGCCGCCAGUAGCGGAGCGCGUGCACUUAACCGCUAAGCCACAGGGCUGGCCCCUCAAAUGCAUUUCUUUACUAUCAUCACUUCCCAAGGGAAGAUCAUGAGGCUCAUGGUGGUUUUAUCAGUUAGGAUGCUCUAAGUUGUAAGUGACAGAAAAUGUAACUCAGAGUUGCUUAAACCAAAAGUAUUUCUCAGUUCAUAUAAAUGAAAAGUUAUAGGUAGUGUAAGACUUGGGUCUGGGUCAGUCAAGGAGGUUUAUAUUUGCUUUGGUUUAAUGCUCUCACCUCUGUCCUUUUGUGUGAACUCUUGUCUUCAGAUUGCUCACCAGAUGGCAGUAUCACCUGCUAUUUUGUUCACAGCCAAUGGAAGAGAGCUUCUGUCUCAUUUUAAUGUUAUGUCAUCCUGGAUCCCCAAAAUGUAUAACAUCUCUGACCUCUCCAGUCCCCACCCAAGACUGUGACUAAACCAAGGCAAUAAAGAACAUUGCUGGUCCCAUAAAUAGGAUA